UAUUGCAUCACUGAGGGGCUCUUGUGAACAUCUUCUGUUCCAAAGGCUGCAGCUCUCUCUACCCAAGGAAAGCAGCUGCGUCAUACCAACAUCGUCGAUACAAAAUUCAACCAUAAAGACGACGAAGAAAAUCAAUUUCUUUAGGACACCCCUUCAAACACACAUCAGCACUCACUUUAUUCAGAGAAAUCGGAAGGCAAGGAGUCCAAUAACUGGAUUGAAUUAACAUAAUCGAAACUGAAAAUAUUAGAUUUUCCUUGGAAUAAUGGUGAAACUGGGGAAUCAUUUCUACGACAAGAAUAACACCAAAGUGCCCAUAUCUGAAGAUGGAUUUGAUACCAUCCCCCUUAUCACACCCUUGGAUGUCAAUCAGCUACAAUGCCCCCCGCCUGAUAAGGUGGUGGUAAAAACUAAAACAGAAUAUGAUGCUGACCACAAGAGGGGCAAAUUCCACAACCCUAAAAUAGCAGAAUAUACAAUAAGCAUGACUGAAGGUGUCUCUGAUAGUUUUAAGGUCACACUGUUAGUGCUUUUUGCACUGGCGUUCCUAACCGGUGUAGUGUUUCUGGUGAUCUACAAAGUUUACAGCUGUCCAGACGGAUUUGUCUUUCAGCACAACCGCUGUAUUCCAGCUGGAAUAGACAGUUAUUAUUCUGAACAAGACCCCAGUGCCCGAGGAAAAUUCUACACUGUUAUCAACCACUACAACGUGGCUAAGCACACACUCACUCGCUCUGUGUCACCCUGGAUGACGGUGAUGUCUGAAGAAAAGGUAUCUGAACAGGAGACAGAGAAAACAGCUUAGAAGAGAGCACUGCAAUCAAGAGUACAGGAGUCACAAAUGUUGAGCAGUAAUACUGUAUAAAUGGGAGCGUUUAACUUUAAAUAUAACCAUAAGCAGCUAUGAGAUUUUUAAAAAUACAUAUGUAACAUUUUUUUGGGUCUACAUAACUCUGCAGAUUUUAGGCAAUAGUUGAAUAAUUUUCAUUGUGUAGCAAAGCCAGUAGCACUGUAAAGACAAAUGAAUCUUCAUUUGAGAUGGUGAUUCUAGUUCUUUCUCAAUGGUUAUAAUUAAAGUUGACUUUCAGGACAGGCGGAUGUAUGUACAGGACACUGUCAGUAAUGGAUUAUGCUGUAUGAAGAGAAAAAAAAAACAGUCAAGUAGUUUUUUUCUGUUAUUUAUUUUCUUAUUUAUCUUGUUUUAUCUUUCUUGUCUUACUACUCGCUACUAUUGUUAAUUUGUAAUUGAUAAUGAAAUUCAGUCACACAACACGUUUGAUUUUAUUAAUGCAAACAGAAUUCUAUUUGUUCACUGCUUUUAGUGAGGAUGUGCACUGGAAUACAGAUUGGUGUACUGUAGAAAACUCUGAGGGCAUAUUUGGUCUUCAUUAGGUAACUGACAUUUUUCAAACUGUUCUUUUUCAAUUGAAGUUUUGAUUGAUUUCCUUGCUUAUUGAUGCAUGAUUUGAUUAUUUUAAUUUAUAACUUGUUAGGGAAGAGCUCAGACCUAACUAAAUACAAGAAAUGUUACACAAGACCCUUUCAAAAUAUAUUAACGUGUUCAACAUACAAAGUAUGAGUGCAUAUGUGAAGUAGUACUAUUUUUUUUUGGGCGAUCUGAAUUCCACAACAAAUAAAGUAAAUGCACAUUAUAUUGAAUAUUAGUUAAAAAAACAACAAUAUACACAAAAACUUGAUUGUACUGUAUUUACAGUAUGAUUUAAUUAUCCUGCCCUAAUACUGAAUCAAUAUAAAACACAUUAAUUAAUGAGAAUUAAGACCAUUAACAUAACUAGUGGUUUCUGUUACAUUACUAAAAGCAUCCCAUAAUCCAGUGUACAAUUUUAACACUGAACAUUUAAUCAAAAUGUCAAAUUAGAUAUGCAAGUUCUUUAUGAAGGGUUGUAAUGUAAAUGGUUUGACAAGGGGAAAAUGCGUGUUGCAGGGCUGUGCUGAACCUUCAUAGCUUUGAUAGUUUUUGACAACAGCUGUAUGUGAAUACAGAUAGUCAUCAUUUUCCUUUAAGGUUCAUUCUAUAUGUAGUGGAAAUGUCAAAAGUAGUAGUAGAACUCAAAGAAAACCCACAAAAAAGCACAUUACAUUUGCAAUUACAAUGUAAUGUUUAUUUGUUUAGGUUGAAUUAGUAGAGACAACACAUUGUGUGCUUUAUUGCUUUAAGAAGUACAUCGUACAUUUUCUUAAAACGAGUUUAGUUUAGUAAUUGCUCAUCUUUGUUUAUUAAUGCGCAAAAGGCUUGAUAUGUCACUGAGUGGUUGGACAGGCUUCAAUGUACUGUAUGCUGUUGUAGUGUCACGCUGCAUGAAAUGCAAUAAAACCAGUGCCAGACGUUUUUCCUUGCCUAACAAAAGGCUCUCACAAACACAUUUUACGCAGGUCAUGUCGUUUUUGUUGAUAAUCUAAAUUAAUAAAAUAUCUACUUUAUUGAAUGUAGUGAAGUGAAGCAAUUAGGUUGUAACUUUUGACAUUUUCACUUUGUGAAAAAUAAAUAAAAUUUAAGAAUGACAUAAACGAUAUACAUGUGUAAUUACUGCCUCUAAAUCAAAGUAGACCACACAACCGGAAUCAUUGGACUGACUGUUAUAAUUAAAAAAGAAAAAGAAAAAAAGAAAACAAGUACAAUGUUUUUCUCAUGAAAUAUUAAGUAUAGCUUGUCUUAAAUCAUCCUCACUGCAAACAAAUGUUAAAUCAAACAUCCCUUGAGUGAACAGGAGAAGACUCUUGUGGGACCACUUAGACAAACCUUUCAGACAUCAUACAAUGUCUUAAUAAAGGUCAUCCUUACAGUGGCAUGCAUGUUAAAUCUUUUUACAAGAAAUGGAGGCUUUAGUGGGAUAAUAUAAUCGUCGUAGUACUUUCUUUUUUUAACCCCUGUUGAUCCGGUCUGGAGUUAAAUUUGUAUUUCAGGUCAAGUAAUUAGGAUUCAGAUUUGCUCUCAAUAUGAUGAUCUCCAAAGACCAGUUCUCUACAUUAGCUGUCAUACCAGUCCAGGAAGAGCAAGGAAAAGGAACACAUUACAAGAAAGAAAAGAAUCCACACACACAAACCAGCAUUGUUUUUAAUCGCCUGGAAAGUAGAAAAAACAUAAAUAUUAGUAUGAUAAAAUGGAGCUUUAAAAAAGGUAUACUUGUAAUUGUUCCCCCCUUUUUGUACAUGGAAGAACAUUCAAAAUACAUAAAAGCUGGUAUUGAAAUGUAAAAAGACACAAAGCUUAGUAAAAAAAAAGAAAAUUCAAGUUAUGAAAACAUUAUAAUUUUUUUUUUUAUAAAAACUAAUUUUAACACAACAUCAUAAUCCCCCCACAAUUAUCCCAAAUAUCAGACAAUUGUGUUGUUUAAAAUAAAAUAAAAACAUGUUGCUUUUAAAAA
Messenger RNA from Acipenser ruthenus (sterlet), 3386 nucleotides. RefSeq names its product neuronal vesicle trafficking-associated protein 1-like. Gene Ontology annotation, biological process: endosomal transport; clathrin coat assembly; G protein-coupled dopamine receptor signaling pathway. NCBI's taxonomy places the organism in Eukaryota, Metazoa, Chordata, Actinopteri, Acipenseriformes, Acipenseridae. Bases 266 to 805 code for a protein of 179 amino acids. Gene Ontology annotation, molecular function: clathrin light chain binding. The record is from RefSeq and is a predicted model, not a curated record. The transcript is spliced from 5 exons. Gene Ontology annotation, cellular component: membrane; endosome.